GCUUUUUAAAUGUCACCAAAGGUUUUGAACAAUAGUCUCGCGUUCAUUGGAUCCUCAGGCGGUGAUUUCAUCAAAUCAGGUUUCAGAGAGGCGCACAAGCAAGGGCAUCUCGAAGAUUUCUUCACGAGCUCCGCCAAACCCAGACAAGCGUUUCCGGCGAGCGCCAAAACAUCGACACACGGCCAACUCUGAGCUGCUGUUAUGUGUGUUUGCUCAGAAGCUCUGGCAACGGGUUGGAAAACAAUAAAAGACACUCCUUGUAAGCAGCAACACUGGCACAUUUUUGAUAUGUAAAAGCAUUAUUUCAAAUGGCAGCUGAUCACAUCAGGAUUACAGCAUCAGGAAAAAAUGGCCAAACUGGCAACAACUGAACAGCUCAACUGAUUUACAUGAACUACUUCUCUAAUAAUGUUAUUUAAUUCAACCUGUGAGGCUUUUAACAAUGCAGUGUCCUUCUUCUACAACAAGACUGGCAAGCCCAUCAGCUCGAGCUGGCGCCCUCAUGACUUUAUCGUGGUUGGUCUUGGGCUCCCAAUUUGUGUCUUUAUUAUUCUGGCAAAUAUAUUGGUCAUAGUGGCCAUAAUCAUCAACCGACAGUUCCACUAUCCCAUUUAUUACUUACUUGGGAACAUGGCGGCCGCGGACCUCUUCGCCGGCAUCUCGUAUCUCUACCUUGUGUUCCACACGGGGCCGUGGACCAUCGGUUUGACCAUCAACGAGUGGUUUAUUCGUGGAGCUUUGAUCAACAUGAGCCUGACCGCAUCUGUAGUCAACCUGCUGGCGGUGGCAGUGGAACGCCAUCAGACCAUCUUCACCAUGCAGCUCCACAGCACCAUGACCAGGCGGCGUGUGGUGAUGCUGAUACUCACCAUCUGGUUGGUGGCCGUCUUCAUGGGUUUGGUGCCCAUCAUGGGCUGGAACUGUGUUUGUGACCUGUCCACCUGCUGCACGGUAGCGCCGCUGUAUUCCCGCAGCUUCCUAGUGUUCUGGGCCAUCCUCAACCUCAUGGCCUUCUUCAUCAUGGUGGCCGUCUACACGCACAUCUUCAUCUACGUUCGCCGCCGGAGCCGAGAAAUGUCCCCGCACACGGAUCAGCCCUCCAACAAUCAGACUGUUAUCAGCCUCAUGAAGACCAUGUCCAUGAUUCUGGGUACCUUUGUGAUCUGUUGGACGCCAGGUUUGGUGAUUCUGUUACUGGACGGUCUCAGUUGCGGUGCAUGUCAGGUUCUUAAAUAUGAAAAGUACUGCCUGGUUCUGGCCGAGUGUAACUCUCUGGUGAACCCCAUCAUCUACUCGUUUCGGGACAAGGACAUGAGGACCACCUACAAGCGCAUUCUCUGCUUCCCUUGGAGAAGAAUGCGCCAGCAUGAGGGGCCUUCUGGCAUCCGCUUUGAGCCUGUGAAAACAGAGGCACCCUCAGAGAAAAACAGCAAUAACUCCACCAGUUUAGAGCCCGUUUUGCCACAAAGCCUAUUGUCUUUAUAGAAAAAGUAUUUCUCAGUGUAAAUAAGUGACUUUGUAUUUGCUUAGUGAAAUGAUCACAGCUUGUACAAAGAGUAAAUAAUACUUCAUUUUUGAUAGCUUGUUUUGGUACAUGUUUUUCUCUUUUUGACAAUAGAUAUAUUAGGGGUCUUUUGUGUCAUUGAGUUACGAGGCACAGGCAGUUUGGCUGCUCACAGGGAGUUUUUCUUUUCCCAAAGUAAAAGCAUUCAUAUUCAUAAAACGGCCCUUUUUGGACCAUUUUGUUUUGUUGGGAAUGAGAUCAGAAACCGAAAUAUACCAGAUCUAAAACAGACAACUUUUGUGCUCUAUAUUUUUUUUUACUAACAAAUCAGACUUGCAGAUUUUCAUUUUAAAGUGCCCAUAUUGUGCUCAUUCACAAGUACAAGUUUUAUUUUUAGGUAGUUUUAUUGUAGGGGUCUACUUGAAUACAUGUACAUGACAUUUUUUUUUCCAUACUGUACAUUGCUGCAGCAACUGUUCCUGUGUAUUUAAAGCCCACUUUUUUUUUGAAGCACCAAGUCUGCUUUGAUUGGUCAACUGCCUAAAGCAUGUCGGAAAUGUAAUGCCCCUUGCCAUAAUCAGGUUUCAGCUCCUGAGGCUUCAUGAGCAGCUGUAAACGGCAUUAUAUGUAUGGUAACUAUGCCGUGGUUGUUAGAAGUCCAUGCAAUGUUUUUUGCCCUCGUGGUGAAAAAAACAAACAAAAAAAACUGCGUCUCCUCGACAUGAAAUCACUUACACAACUGUUCUUUGAGGGCGGGCCAAAGCAGCCAGUAGGCGGACGUUAUGCAAAUCUCCAACACGGUGAUGUAGCCACAGAAGUAAUGGUAGAACUACAAAUGAGGAGUUUCAGGCACGUGUUUUCUGCUGGAGUGAACUCGCUUUGGCGUAGAGUUUGUACGUUGUAACUGCAGCUCGUUUACAUGUAUUACACACUAAAAGCAAUCAAAAAAAGCAUAAUACAGGGUCUCUGUGGGUCUUAAAUCAGAGCAGAAUUAAUGGCACUUAAUGUUGCAUGCAUUGCAAAAAAUUAAUAUCUUCCUAUGUAUAUUUAUUUUCCAAUAGAAAAAUCUAAACAUAGCAUUUGAGAUGCAACUGUAUAUUACUGAACAAUUUGCACACAAUUGAAUUUAUGCUUCUAGCACAAACAAGCAUCUGUCAAUGGGGUAUGACAGCUUGUUUUGCCUUUGAAUUAAGUAGAUUUUUCUGAGCCCACUGGCAGAUAUUUGUU
Molecule: messenger RNA, 2731 nt
Organism: Sinocyclocheilus anshuiensis
Lineage: Eukaryota; Metazoa; Chordata; Actinopteri; Cypriniformes; Cyprinidae
Product: lysophosphatidic acid receptor 2-like
Exons: 3
Coding region: 409-1485 (358 amino acids)
Biological process (GO): G protein-coupled receptor signaling pathway
Cellular component (GO): membrane
Molecular function (GO): lysophosphatidic acid receptor activity
Source: RefSeq, a predicted model, not a curated record